Messenger RNA from Conger conger (European conger), 1456 nucleotides. RefSeq names its product cyclin D3 (gene ccnd3). The transcript is spliced from 5 exons. Gene Ontology annotation, molecular function: cyclin-dependent protein serine/threonine kinase regulator activity. Gene Ontology annotation, biological process: mitotic cell cycle phase transition; positive regulation of G1/S transition of mitotic cell cycle; regulation of cyclin-dependent protein serine/threonine kinase activity. Gene Ontology annotation, cellular component: cyclin-dependent protein kinase holoenzyme complex; cytoplasm; nucleus. Bases 126 to 1109 code for a protein of 327 amino acids. The record is from RefSeq and is a predicted model, not a curated record. Lineage: Eukaryota; Metazoa; Chordata; Actinopteri; Anguilliformes; Congridae.
GAUUUGUCCUGCCAGUGCAUAUCGGUUAGUGUUCUGAUUUCACUGGCAUUGGUUUCAGAUUAGCAAACUGCUUUGUUAUUGCUGUCUGUGGCGUCGUAUCUCGGGUUGUUAGCUAAUAUUAACGAAUGGAGCUAAUGUGUCUUGAAGAUGGUAGGUUCAAAUCAACUCCGAUAAACUGCCCAGCUCCUCGUUUAUCCGCGGUAAUUCGGGCCUGCUGUGACCCCAGUCUCAUCGAGGACAGCCGGACUCUGCAGAACCUUUUAGCUCUAGAGAAGAGACACUGGGCCCCGCAGCCUUACUUUGGCAGAAUUCAAACUGACAUUCAGCCUUACAUGAGGAGGAUAUUAGCGGUGUGGAUGUUGCAGGUUUGUGAGGAGCAGAAAUGUGAAGAGGAGGUUUUUCCAUUGGCUAUUCACUAUCUGGAUCGUUACUUGGGCCAUUUCCCUGUGCCCAGGACACAUUUGCAGCUCCUAGGCACCGUCUGCAUGUUCCUGGCCUCCAAACUACGCGAGACUGUUCAUCUGGGUGCCAGUAAACUCUGCAUCUACACUGACAAUGCCAUCACAGUCUCCGACCUUCUGCAGUGGGAGCUGGUGGUGGUAUCCCGGCUGGGCUGGGAUCUGGCAUCAGUGCUGCCCUCUGACUUCCUGGAGCCUAUUGUGAAAAGCCUACCCAUCAUGCCUUUCAGCCUCCACAUGUUGCGCAAACAUACCCACUCUUAUGUUGCUCUGGCAGCCACAGAGUCUAAGUUUUCAGUAUUCCUGCCUUCUACACUCGCCAGUGCCUGUGUGCUGGCUGCUGUUCGCCGUCUCAAGAUCCUGGACGCCCCACUCUCCUGCACUUCACUAAUGGAGCUGCUUGCCGACUUCUUGGAUUCUGACGUGGGCCUCCUCCGCUCCUGUUUAGAGCAGCUGGAGGUGAUGCUGGAGCACAGCCUCCCUCCCUGCUCCACAGCUGGGGGGGCCAGCUCUCCAGAGACCCCAGUGUCCGGGAUCCAGGGCGUGCCCCAGUGGGCCUGCACCCCCACCGACAUCCAGGACGUCCAGUUCUCCCCACAGGGAAGAUCGCCCUCUAGAUCAGGGUCAUCUGAUCGGUCGCCAUCUAAAUGAGAGGCUGGUAAGAAGUGAAGGGGACUUCACAGGCCAGGAAGAGAAAUACAUGGCAAAUACAUGGCCCUUUUUAGUUUCAUUGUGUAGACCAAGUAAAGUAUUUGAUCAAAUUUGUGAAAAGAUGCUCAGUUUUUGUUCUGUUAUAUUGUCAAGUUCUUAGCAACAGUAGUGUUAAAGAAUUCUUGGUGGGGUUUUAUUUAACAUUGUCCGUGCCAAAGAAUGCAGUUUCAUGUUUUAUGGGUGCAAUAGACUGUGGCUUUGAAUGAUAACUAACUUGGUAUUAACUUGAAUGUAAUUACUAUGCUUGAUAUGGUUUAUGAUCUUUUGCACAGGUGCAAAUAUUUACA